Molecule: messenger RNA, 3220 nt
Organism: Dermacentor andersoni
Lineage: Eukaryota; Metazoa; Arthropoda; Arachnida; Ixodida; Ixodidae
Product: ATP-binding cassette sub-family G member 1-like
Biological process (GO): transmembrane transport
Cellular component (GO): plasma membrane
Molecular function (GO): ABC-type transporter activity; ATP binding; ATP hydrolysis activity
Source: RefSeq, a predicted model, not a curated record
GCAGUUCUCUCCGGAACUUGGCAUGCCGCGUGGCUCGCUCCAGGUGUAGAAUCCAGGCCAACCGGCAGUCGCAGCUGAACUUGUUGCCUGCGAUGCAUCGUCGGCAAACGGUUCAAUAAACAGCUGCGGAGCAGUAGCGCAAACAUGCAGCGAUCGAGCGAAUGGACUGCGCAAUUUCGAAAGCAUCCGCAUAAACUGGAAGAACCUUAGCUACACGGUGAAUUCUGGAAAGCAGUUAAAACCGCUCGUGGACGACUUAAGUGGCGAGGCUCUUCCGGGGACGCUUACGGCCAUCAUGGGUCCUUCCGGUGCUGGCAAGACAACGCUGCUAAACCUUCUCACUGGGUUUUACGACAAGAGCUACAAAGGUGAAGUCCAAAUCAACGGCAACGUGCGCGACCAGGCACUGUUCAACAAGCAGAGCUGCUAUGUGAUGCAGGAGGAUCGCCUUCUACCUGCUCUGACUGUUUACGAGGCCAUCUCUAUGAGUGUCGAACUGCGCAUGCCUACGUUGUCGAAAAUUGCCAAAGAGGAGAUGGUGGAACUGUCAAUCUCGGAGUGGGGAUUAGGCGAGUGCCGCGACACUCGAACAGAAAACCUAUCGGGCGGCCAACGGAAGCGGUUGGCUAUAGCCCAAGAGUUGGUCAACAACCCUCCCGUGUUGUUCCUCGACGAGCCCACCAGUGGGUUGGACAACGUGUCAAGCCUCAUGUGCGUCCAAGCCCUUAAGAAGAUGGCCUUCGCUGGGCACACUGUCAUCUGUUGUAUACACGCUCCUAGCGCCAAGAUAUUCUCCUACUUUGACAGGCUCUACAUGGUGUCCAGCGGCCGCUGCAUCUACAAUGGCAGGGUCGACGAGCUCAUUCCGUUCCUAGCACAACGUGGCUUGCACUGCCCCGAGUAUCACAAUCCCGCCGAUUACAUUUGUGAGAUAGCUUCGGAAGAACACAGCGACCACUGCGAAAGACUAAGCGCCGAGUUUCGGAUUCCACUUAGUAGCGCCGAACAAGGCGUCGAUUACAGCAGCACGACUAUUUAUGGCGGAAAAGUCAUGACGGAACAGGAAAGAGCAGAGCAGUACCGGAUGUACUCGUUUAAAGUCAACCAGUUCCAGCAGUUCCGGACGUUGCUCAGGAGGUGCUGGUUAUCGAUUAUACGAAAUAAGGUGGCGACCAUGUUGCGUGUGCUGGCGUACGCGGCGUUUGCGGUGAUGUCCAUCGUCCUUUUCUACGACAUCGGCAGCCGCGCCACCACGGUGGUGCACAGCGUGAAGCUUUACUUCGUCGUGGUCUGCAUCUGCGUCGUCCAGACUGUGUUCCCUUCGACAGUUGUGUUUCCGGUGGAGGUGUCCGUGUUAGUCAGGGAGCAGCGAAAUUGUUGGUACGGUCUCAAGAUGUACUACCUGGCAUACUACUUCGCAGAACUGCCGUUUCUCGUGGUUCCCGUAUCGUUGUACAUGGGCGCAAUCUAUUACCCGACAGCGCAACCACAGGAAUUGUGGCGCUUCGCCGCCAUGCUACUGUUCUCCAUCCAGCUGUGUGGCGUUUCACAAGCCAUUGCGCUCUCCGUGUCAGCACUCUGCACCGUGCAGUUAGCUCAAAGCGCCCAAAGCUCCAACACAGAUGCUGAAGUGCAGGCCAGAACACAGAAGGCAAGUAUGUAAAGAUAUACUCACGUAAAUUUCCUGUACGCGCCCAGACAUUCCGCCCUCUGCGUUACUUUCAAACGGGAAAAGAAACAACACGUGGCCCUCAGAAAUAUACACGCUAUAUUAAAAUCCGAUAAUAUUAAAAUUUAUGACUAACUUUAAGACAAAUACAUUAUCGGUGAUACUUUUUGAUGUCACAGUAUUCUUGAGGAUUCUGUACCAGAUUUCAACACUCCAAAAUGUCAGGUUUCGGGGCCAGUAUUUGUGUACUUAAAGAGGCCCGGAAACACUUUCCCAGCUAAUCAUAGAAUGGCCUCGCUAUUGACCUCCAAAUAUAUGCAGUUUAUCGCACCGAUACCCGGCUUUCUCUCUCUCUUCGUCUCCGCUAGCGCACAGGAGGCUCCGCAGCGGAGAAAGCAGAAGGGAAAAGUCCCGGCAAAAAAAAAAAAAAGAAAAAAAGAUUGAGUGCCGCAGCGGCAAAAGGGCUCGUCUCGGCACCACCCCGAGGCGGCCGCGGUAGGCUGCGCUACGCAGGCCGCCACCGCCACUGCCAUCUCGCAGGCCACGCACAGCGGGCGCAGCUACGCGCAGUGCAAAAAUUAAUUGAUUUUUUUUUCUUUUUUGAGAUUGCAGAUAUACAUAUAUUUUUUUCAUUUAUUUAACUCGAAAUUAUAAAUUAUGUCUUACUUAGAAUGCUCUUGCGAUCGGAAAAUCAGCCAAUAGCCUUGCGGAAGCGAGAGCGAGAGACUCCUUGCUGUUUUUGUCACGAUAUUGUAAAUUACCUGCUGCAUGCAGUGCCGCAGCAAUUGGCUCACAUGUUCGCAGCAGCCUCUACGCCAGAAAGGUAACAAUUUCUUGCAAUGUUCAAAAUAUUAUUUCCGGGCCUCUUUAAGCGAUCCGUGGAACCGUUAUAAGGCACACUUCAGCAAAUUCCUGGUUCUGUGGCUUUUGGGUUACCUCUGCUGUGUCUAAGAAAAGCAAUGCAUUUAUAUAGUACGAUUUCUCCUCAAGUAUCAGCUUGAAAAAAUAAGUGCCGCUAAAUGAUGACCGAUAGCGCUACGCAAGGAAUUACUCAAUGCGUAUGAAAUACCAUGCCAGUUUUCUUACUUAAUAUUAAACAUGCUUUUAGUCAAUUCCAAUAAAAAUAGUACAAAAGCAUAAUGUUGUGUUACAGUGGGAAUUUUGUUGAAAGAGAGCUGCGCAAUUUAAGAGGGCAACUGAAAAAGUAAUAUACACUUGGGUAAACUGCUAUUUAAACUUCUAGAAAUAUGUCAGUGUCACUUGAAGUGACUUUUGAUAAACCAGGAAUAACAUGAUAAUUAAAGGCGGGCGACCGGCAGCACCUACAAGUUCUUGCAACAGUUCCAUACAAAUCGAUUUUGGCAGCGCCUGCUCACUCUGUGCUAUGGCUAGCUAUGUGCUUGUCGGUAAAAGUUAAAUCGCGUUUGCGAGUACGGGCUCAGCCUGACAACUUUCAAGAGUUGUUACGAAGAAGAAAAAAAAAAUUAAUCCCUGACCAUUGGAAAUACCGUAGCAUCCCUUAAGUCAUGCUGAUGUCAUCACUGUCGCAAA